CACGUCUGCAAAGCCAACAGCUGUUAAAGCCUGCAGACAAAGCAGACAGACUCCUCAUCCCUCAAAGCCUGCACGAGGGCCGAAACACAAGAUGUUUAAAAAAACAAAGGAAGAUAAGCAGGCCGAGAAGGCUGAGAAACAAAGGGCCAAAGCAGAGAAGCAGAGGUUAGAAAAGGAAGCCAAACAAAAAGCCAAGGAAGAGAAAAAGAACAAAAAGAAGCCACAGAAAGAGGACAAUCCCGGUUCUGCAACAGAUGAGAUUCAACCACAGAAAGGUCUUUACUUCAACAAGGGCAACACAGCAAAAGGCAAGACCCAGUUUGCAAACAAAACAAAAAGUAUCAACGUGAAAGAUGCCCCUGUAGAAGCUGAUCCAGAUGAGGAUGAGCAGAAGGCUGAACCAACAUUAACCAAAGCCAUCAAAGGCCAAAACCGAAUUAUGCUUCUCAAAGCCAAAGGUAAAGACUACAAAGCCAUUCUGGAGCCUGAGGAGCAGCAGGACACUGGAGGUGUGGUCAAAGUGGGGCCACAGAGCUUGCUCCUGGGGAAGGUCAAGAUGGCAUCUCCUCGACAUAAAGCAAAGCCUGAAAAAGAAUUCGAAAGUGAGGCUGAUGAAGGGUCCAGCAAACCCAAGGAAUGUUUAAUAGCACGAAGAAAAGGUAUGACUACUCUUCACAGAGUAUCUGGAUGGAUUCAGAAGAACAUGCCACGGGGGUUAAACUUGAGAAAGAAGCUUUCUGCUUGUACUAAAGCCAUCGGUGUCUCCCGCUGGCUCUCCCUUCAGGCGAUUAAACAGAAACAAGGUCCCAGAAAAUCUAAGGGCAAUAUCUUCAAACACAGAAUAGCCAUGAGAGUUGCCAGUAAAAGCAGCCUGGCUAGUAAGAAAAACAGGAGCUCCUCUGAGGACAAGCUGGCUAAAGAGAAAGCCAGCCUCCAGGGCAUGGGAGGGGACAGAGGGGAAGAAGCGGCACUAGCUGGCGAGAAAGAGAUAGAGGCCAAAUACGCUGUGGUACUCCCCAGGAUGAACAAAAUGGGCAAGGCAAAGACAGCUAUAGUGCCCCUGGCUCCUGGACCUUCUACACCAUCAAAUACUACUGGAUCACCCGGAGAACCCACUACAUCAGAGCCCAAACCCCCGAAACCAUGUGCCAGGCUUGUGCUCUCUGUCAAACCGGAUCUCAGCCACUUGAAGUCUAUCAAGAGGCCCUUACCAGGAUUAACAUCCGCUGGAGAUGUGGCAGAGAGGAGCCCUGGGUCCAGUAGUACACAGGAAGGGUCAUCCAACGCUGAGGAUAGAACUGGGAGAGCCGCCCUGCACAAUCAAGAUGGAGUCAGUGUGCUACAUACUGCAAGAGGGAAAGUGGACACCUCGCAGAUCAGCCUGACCAAGAUGUCCUUGUCAGGAAGAACAAUAGGAGGUGGACUGACUUGGGCCAAAGGACAAGACCCCGAUGGAGAGGCUGCAGCUGGGAUACCGAGGUCCACCACUCAGCCCUUACCCAAUGGGGAGGCACGUGAGGUGAUUUCAGGUGUCCAGACCUUGUAUGAAGAAGAGGCAGACAGAGAAGUGGCCCAGCUGAUGGGUGGUGGGGGUACAUAUGCUAUCGCCCAUCCAGAGGUGCACUGGGCUGGUAACCCCCGGAUGAGUGGAGACCCUCAGGACUGGCUGCGUGCAGAGAACCUGUUGCCCCACCAGACGGUAGAGAAGCUAUCCAAGUGGACAGUCUAUGACGAUGAAAGCCAGGCCAGGACAGUUCCUGCCCAUAAUGGCAGGGGCCCCUGGGAAUCAGAGGACCCCACACAGGAGAUGCUUGAGAGUCGACUGGUCAAAGCACAGGUUGUGAUGACCGGCCGCAACAUAGCUGUAGAGGUGGAUGAGGUAGAGGAUCUGUCUCAGCUGGAAGAGGUGUCCGAGAGUUCUGUGCUUCUGAAUCUGAAGAAGAGGUUCCACCGUGACUGUAUUUAUACUUACAUUGGAAACAUGCUGCUGUCCAUUAACCCUUUCAAGCCCCUUAACAUCUACACAGAGGAGCUGAGACAGAAAUACCAGGGCAAAGAGCAGCAGAGAAACCCACCCCAUGUUUAUGCCAUAGCAGACGCUGCUUUCAGUCAGUCUCAAGCCUCCAUACAGGAGCAGUGCAUCAUCAUAAGUGGCCAGAGUGGUUCAGGGAAGACUGAAGCUACCAAGCUGAUAGUCCACUACCUCAGCACCAUGUAUCAGGGCAGAAACGCCAAACUGCAACAGCCCAUGGAUGUCUUUCCCAUCCUAGAGAGUUUUGGGAAUGCCAAGACCAUCCUCAACAACAAUUCCAGCCGCUUUGGCAAAUACCUCCACAUCCACAUUCGCCAUGGGGUUGUUGUAGGGACCUCGUUGUCCAAAUAUCUCCUUGAGAAGUCCAGGGUUGUCUUUCAGGCCAAUGAGGAGAGGAACUACCAUGUGUUCUAUGAGCUGCUGGCAGGUAUGAAUGACUGGGACAAACAGGAGCUCUACCUGCAGGGAGCCGAGACCUAUUACUACCUAAAUCAAGGUGGUGCCUGUGAAUUGAAGGGGAAGCAGGACAAGCAGGACUUCCAGCUUUUGGUUCAGUGCUUUGAGACCAUCGGUCUACAUGCUGACCAGAUCUCAAACGUCUGGGCCAUCCUCUCCUCUAUCCUGCAGCUCGGCAACAUGUGCUUCAGCUCAUACGAGAGUGAGUCGUUUGAGGUGGCUCGUAUCUUCAGCGAGGCUGAGGUCAGGAGGGUUGGCUCCUUGUUGCAGAUUUCGUCCGAGGCCCUUCAGACCGUCAUCACUCACAAAGUCACAGAGACGACCUAUGACAGAAUCUACUGCCCAUUAUCUGUGGAAAGUGCCAUAGAAUCCAGAGAUGCUAUUGCCAAAGCCUUGUAUUCAGUGCUGUUUGACUGGUUGUUGGAGCAGAUCAAUGACUGGCUGAGUCCCACUGAGAUGGACAGCACGGUGGGCAUAGUCGACAUCUACGGGUUUGAGGACCUGGGAGUGAACAGCUUUGAGCAGCUGUGUAUCAACUUUGCCAACGAGCAGCUGCAACACUUUGUCAACAAGGCACUGAUUUCCCAGGAGCAGGAGGAGUACAGUGCAGAACAGAUCCAGUGGUAUCCAGUGCCACUUAAGAACUUCCACUCCUGUCUGGAGCUGAUCUCCUCCAGGCCACACGGCAUCCUCCGCAUACUGGACGAUCAGACCUGCCUCCCACAGGCCACGGACCACACCUUCCUCCAGAAGUGCCACUACCACCACGGGAACAGCCCCUACUAUGCCAAGCCCAAGAACCCAAUGCCAGUCUUCACUGUCUAUCACUAUGCUGGACCUGUCACUUAUCAGGUUCACAAUUUCCUGAAUAAGAACCACGACCAGUUCAGGACAGAAGUGGUGGAGCUAUUUGCCAGGAGUCGGUUAAAGAUGGUGUCGGAGUUGUUCCGUAAGGUUCAGGAUGGUUACAUUCAGCAGCGAGAGCUUGGCUGGAGAGGGAAGGGCCUCCGUCAGCAGCCCUCUACUGCUGCCUCACACUUCCUUCAGUCCUUGACUGAACUCAUCACCCGCCUGGAGAGAUGCAAAACCACUUUUAUUCGUUGUCUGAAGCCAAACUACAUCAAGGUUCCCGGCAUCUUUGACAUAGACUAUGUGUCGGACCAGCUGAGGUAUGCUGGGAUGAUGGAGACCAUUCGCAUCAGGAAAGAGGGUUUCCCCGUACGGAUACAGUACUCCUACUUUAUUGAGAGAUAUGGAGUGCUCCUGACCCAGCGGUUGGGUGAGGUGUCAGACAGAGAGCAGACGAUGGCUCUACUGGACAUGUUUUGUGCACAGGAGGGACAGUACCAGCUGGGACUCACCAAGGUGUUCCUCAAGGAGCUUCUGUAUCAGCAGCUGGAGGAGAAGUGGAUCAGCACCCAGACCUGGGCUGCCAUCACCAUCCAGAGGAACAUCAGAGGCUUCCUCUGCAGGAAGAACUUCAAGUUCUUCAAACAGAAAGCCAUUGUGAUCCAGAGCCACAUCCGAGGACACCAGGCCAGGAGGUACUAUAAGCGUCUGAAGCAGUCCUUCACCCAGUUCUGGGCGGUGAUGAUGAUAACCAGGAACACCAUCAAGAGACGCCAUUGGAGGAAGGAAUUUCACGAGAAGAACCAAGUCAAAGCGGUGGCAAAGACUAAGUCUGUCUCUCCGGGAAUGGAUGUGGGGAUGUUGGAGAUCCCUGCUGAGCUGUCAGCCAGACUUCACAGUGCAGCAGCGCGGCAGCAUGUGUCAGGGAUCACAGAGGUUGCACGUCCUCAGGUGAAGGCUGAACACAACCUCACUCUGCCUCUGGAUAUAGACAGAUACCCAUUCUCUCGCUAUGCCAAGUCCAUAUUAAAGGAUACAUGGUGCCAGCCUCAGGGAUACCCCCUCCAGAGACCCCUCACCUCUCUGGAGCCUGAAGAUGCCAGAACUGCCCUGGAGAUUUAUAAAUUGAUUUUGCGGUUUACAGGUGAGUCAGACCUCAGUGGCUGGCAGGAGCAGAUGUUGGGUAACUACAUAGUCGAGAAGGGUCAGAACCGGCCAGCCUUGAGAGAUGAGAUCCUGGCCCAGGUGGUUUACCAAAUGUGGGGCCUGCAGGAGAAGGACAAUCUAAGGGGCUGGCUGCUGCUGGCCUGCUGUCUCAGUGCCUUCACCCCCUCACCAACAAUGGACAAACCCCUGCUCAAGUAUGUGUCUGAUCAUGGUCCAGGAGAGUACCGCUCAUUGUGCCAACACAAACUGCUGACAUCUCUGCAGCUCCCAGCUCCCACUGCCCGCAUCUACCCCCCUAUACAACUAGAGUGGACCACCAACCAGAAGAAGGGCUCCAUGCUGCUGGAAGUACACACCUUCAAUGAUGAAAAACUGACAACUGAAGUAGAAUCAUGGACCACAGGAGAGCAGCUGGCCUCAUGGCUUCUUCAAUUCAGAGGUGUGUCGGAGGCAGUGCAGGGUUGGUCAGUGUCUCUUCUGACAGAUGAAGGCUGGUCAGAUCUGUCUGGCUCAGACUUUGUCAUGGAUCUUCUGGCUGGAGCUGAAGCUGAAGUGCUGCCACCACCAGGGACUCCAUCCUCUUCAAACUCAGACUACCUGUUUAGCAGCCCAGUAGACAGGAUGCCAAUUAUAGAUCAGGAUUAUUUCAUCCCACCAGCACCUCCUAUGCAAGCUCCUGCGCUGCCUCCUUUUGAGGGAAACCCCUGGGGAAGAGAUUAUCCACAGGAAGGCCGUGGUCGACAGAUGGAUGCCUACGUUGAUGACUUGUUUGAACCUGUACUGGACCAAGAACCUCCGGACAUGGAAAGAGUAGCCAUGUUAAACCGCAGGAUGAGAGGAGGAGGAGGGAUUGGACCCAUGCAGCCUGGCAUGUAUGGAGCUGGUAUGCCUAUGACAAUGCCAAGCUAUCCUAUGGCAACUCCAGUUAACCCAUCAAUGCCCAUCUAUGGUGCAACUCCCAUGAUGCCAACCAUGCCAACCAUGCCAGCCAUGAUGAUGCCUCAGACUCCCAUGGCUGCCCCCCCUGUCACUGACCCCAUGCAAAUGGCAGCAACACAGGCCCUCAUCAACCAGCAGGCCUUUCUCAUGGCCCAGCAAAUGACCAUGCAGGCAAUGAGUCUGUCCCAGCAACAGACACAAGAGCAGCAGAGGAAGCAGGAGCAGCAGAAAAAGAAGGAGGAGCAGCAGAAAAAGAAGGAGGAGCAGCAGAAAAAGAAGGAGGAGCAGGAGAAAAAGAAGGAGCAGCAGGAGAAAAAGCAGGGGGAGAGGCAGCAGAGACGUCAGUCCGGGUCAAGGGAACGCUCGCCCUCCCCCCCACCUGUCCGACCCAAAGUACCUGCACCUAAACGCACUUCCAACUACAAGCAGCCUGAACCAGAGCCAGAAAGAACAGUGGAUUUGCCAGAUCCAGAUGACCUGCAGUCUUUCAGGGACAAGAGGGAAUACUUCCAGAAGAUUGGCACUCAAGGUGAAUCCAAAACCCAAAAGCCUCUGCCAGCACCCAGCAGCCCACCCAGCAGCCCACCCAUACAGCAGCAACGCUCUCCAUCACCCCCGCCUAUAGCACCUAAGCCUGAAGUGAAGCAUCUCUGUACCCCUCCUGCUAGAGAAGCGGAUCCCCCAAAAGUAACACCUGCACCAGCUCCUCUUACUAAGCCCGAACCCACAUCCAGCAUCCGGGAAAUCAUUAAACAGUAUAACAGCCGACCACAACCAGAACCCAAACCUUUUGAGCCUGUCAAACCUCCUGUACGACAUUUUGUAAAGAAGAAUGACCCCAAAGAAGAAGCUUUGGCCAAACUCAAAAACAUAGCACCAGUGCCACAAAAGAAGCCGAUGCCUCCCCCGCCACCAGUCAAGGCUAAGAAGGAGCAAACUCCUCCCAGGACACCCUCCCCACAGGGUCCCCGCGUCAUCUCCAACAACAUGAAGCAGAAACAGCGCUCCCUGGAGGACAUGUUCGGCUCGCAGCGCUCCCAGCAUCCUCCGCCUGCUCCCCCCGACUUCCAGCCACCUCCUCCACACCCAGAACCCAUCCUUCAGAACAUUCCAGACCCACCGCCCAUGGCUGCCCCAUCACUUGAUGUGAUGCCAGAUGAGGAGGGCAAUCACUCUCAGCUCCACCGCUUCUUUUCUGACGUUUACUUCUCUUACUCUAACAUGCCGGGAAAACUGUUUCUGCGAAAAGAAGUGUUUUACCCCAAAGAGAUGUUCAACUGGCCCUACAUCCUCAAUCUGUUAUGUGAACAGAUUAUGAGGGACACCUACUCAGACAGCUGUGUGAGAAUCAGCAGAGAGGAGAAGAGGAAGAUGAAGGACCUGCUGGCUAAUUUCAAUGUGGGAACGACUAUAAGCACAAUCCAGAAUGACAACAUGAAGAAGAGAAUUGUAAUUGCCGCUCGAGACAACUGGGAAAACUACUUUACCCGCCUGUUUCCUGUUAAGCCAGGCAGUGGGGAUGCUCAGGUUCUGGGUGUGUCUCAUCGUGGAAUUCGUCUCCUGAAGAUCGUCAGAGCAUCGGGUAUCAACCCCAAACACCUCAGUCUGCUCAGAAGCUACAGUUUUGCAGAGUUGCUGUCAGUUGACCUCCAGGGUACAGACAGAGUGGAACUGGAGCUAAAGAAUGAAAACUUGGUGCUGCAGUCAUCCAGAGCUCCUCAGAUCACUGCCAUGGUCCGAUUCUUCCUUCAGGAGCUCAUCAGGGACUCAGGAUAUGUGGUAGCCCUGAAGAGUUUUGUGACAGAUGACAAAAGUCUGCUGAGUUUCAGCAAGGGUGACAUCAUCAAAUUGCUGCCAAUGGGAGGACUUGAGACAGGCUGGUGUUUUGGCACCAUGGGAGGGCGCUCUGGUCUUUUCCCAAAGGACCUCACCCAGCCAUCUGCGGCCCCAGACUACCACUGUCUCCACCUUGACCGAAGAGAUACCAGGAGGAAAAGCAUGAGGGGUGCUACACCUGUCAGUCCACCCAACGGCUCAUCUCCAGGUCCCGUCAGCAGACACAUGGGCAGUGUUGAUUCAGAGCCGCCCAGCAGAAAGCACUCGCUCCAGGGCUCGGUACCCUCAGUUCAGGGCUCAGUCCGCGAUUUGGAGGUCCUCUCAGCCAUGGCUGAGUUUGCAGUGAAGUACUUUAGAGUGGGAACUACCGGUCUGCCAGCAAGUGGAAGGAAUUUUGUAGAGGCAGUUCAACACACACAGGUCCCCAUACAGGAGUCCCUCAUUUUCUACAAUGAUCCUGAAAUCAAAGAUUUAUCUGUCCAGUGCUUCAUGAACCUGAUGCAGUUCAUGGGUGACAUGCCAUUAACGAAGAACAACACACAAUCAGACUGCCUGAGGAACAUCUUACUGUUAGGGAAGGAAAAUGAGCUGAUGAGAGAUGAAAUCUACUGCCAGAUCAUCAAGCAAACCACCAACAACCCAACCAAAUCCAUCUGUACUCUCGGCUGGCGGCUGCUCAACCUGGUGACUGGGUUCUUCCCCUGCUCUGGUACUCUGCAGCCCUCUGUCACACGUCACCUACAUGGCAUCUCUCAGGAUUACGAACACCCAUACCAAGAGCUGGCGUGUGUGUGUCAGGAGAACCUUCAGCGAUCUCUCAGUUUCGGUGGUCGCCGUAACAUCCCCUCUCAAGAAGAGAUGGAGGCCAUUCUGGCUGGCAAAACCUCUCGACGUAUUCCCAUCCAGCUGCCAGGAGGAGUGGAUUUCCCCAUCAAGAUCCGCAGCUUCAGUAUGGCAUCAGAUGUAGUAACAGAGUUCUGUAAAGAAAUGGGAGUCUCAAAUCUCUCAGAAAUCAAAGAAUUCUCCGUCCUCGUCAACCGACGUCAAGAUGGCAUUGUGCGUCCCCUCCACGCUGAAGAGUAUCUGUUUGACUUCCUACUGGAUGAUGGCUCCAUCUUCUUUUCCCUGAGAAGAGUGAUGUGGCGAAACCCUCUGUCCUUCAACAGUGACCUCUAUUUGGAGUUCCACUACCAGCAGCUCCUGGGUGACUUCCUAAGUGGGCGGCUGAUGCUUGCUCCUGUUUCAGGUGGUUCCGCAUCAGUCCAGCACAUAGCAGAGCUGUCAGCCCUGCAGCACCUGGCUCGGGGACUGAAGCACCAGCCCUCACUGCCGGAGAUAAAGGACUACCUGCCCUCACAGGAAGGGCUCAACAGUAAAGUUGAGGAGAUCCUCUCCUUCUGUCAGGGCCAGACAGCUGCCAAACAGUCCCUCAGCCCUGAAGAUGCCAAAAUACAAUUCAUUGAGUUUCUGAGCAGCCUGCCUCUGUUUGGCUCCAACAUCUUCUUGACUCAGAAGGUCAGCCAGCGCGGCUGUCCCUCCCCAUGCAUUGUCACUGUCAGCCAGGAGGGGUUGCAGUUCCUUCACCCCAAAACACAGGAGCAAGUGUUUCUGAUUCCUCUGGCAGACGUGCAGUCCAUCCGCACCAUCCGCCCCAAGAAACAAAGCAAAGUGCCAGCUGUGGACAUCAAUUAUGGCUAUCCAGGUCGUACCAAAAAAGUCACCAUUCAUCUCAAACAGGCGAAGGAGAUGUGCCACGUCCUUGCUCUGAUAAUGGAAGAAAUGAUCCGACCAUCAGUCAACAGCUCCAUUUCAAAUCGCUACUAGACACACACACACACACACACACACACACACACACACAGUAUAGUGCUGUAGUUCAGAUCUGGCUUCUGUAACUGUCUUUUGUGUUUUUCCUUUUUUAUUAAUUUAUGGGGGGUUUUCUGUGUAAAGUCAUGGAUUGUGUGCUACUGUUAAGAAGGGCUGAAUAGAAACAUAAAUAUACACACGCGAUGCUGAAAAAUCUCUCCAGUGAUAUCUUACAGGACAUGAUACAGAGCUGACAUACUACUCUGAUCAAAGAACAAAGGUGAAUGGAGGAGGGAUUAGAGCGAAGUUAUUUGUAUGAACUCUGUUCACUCUGUACUUCAGAAACGGUUCCAUGAGUGUAUUCAAAUUCUGAUUCACUUGUUGAAAUAUUAAGUUUGUUAAUCAUUGUUGAAAGUUCGUAAGGUUGUCAUGUAAUAUACGCGAAUAAUUUAUAAGAAUUAAAGAAAUUGAUUAAUACAUUGA
Molecule: messenger RNA, 9568 nt
Organism: Micropterus salmoides (largemouth bass)
Lineage: Eukaryota; Metazoa; Chordata; Actinopteri; Centrarchiformes; Centrarchidae
Gene: myo15b
Product: myosin XVB
Exons: 66
Coding region: 92-9103 (3003 amino acids)
Cellular component (GO): cytoskeleton; myosin complex
Molecular function (GO): protein binding; cytoskeletal motor activity; ATP binding
Source: RefSeq, a predicted model, not a curated record